Molecule: messenger RNA, 1256 nt
Organism: Synchiropus splendidus (mandarinfish)
Lineage: Eukaryota; Metazoa; Chordata; Actinopteri; Syngnathiformes; Callionymidae
Gene: cd8a
Product: CD8a molecule
Exons: 6
Coding region: 389-1036 (215 amino acids)
Source: RefSeq, a predicted model, not a curated record
AACUCAAAGCCGAAUGCUUGUUGAGUCUUGUGUAACCGGUGUGUUUCAGCGCCCCCUUCAUGUACAAGUGAAAGUCACGUUUUGUAUGAAGUCAAGAUCAUUGGUUUCUUCAGCACCCAUGAGCUCCUUCUCCACUUCCUGCCUCAUCCUACCUCAGCCUACAUACCAACACAUGCUGCUUGGUUCUCACCAAAAAAAAAAGAGGAGUGCGAACGGGUGGGCCGUACUUCAAACACUCGUAGACCACCGUCAUGCUGCAGGAGGCCUCUGCACUCCCUCCGAGUGCAAAGAUGCAAUUCGACGGUAAGGAAGCAGGUGGGGCGGGGCUUGAUAGCUCUGACAAUCAUUUUGUCAGCAAGCGGGUUCGAGAGUGAUCGCUGGCUCCAAAAUGGCCCAUCAUUUCAUUCCUCUUCUGGUGAUUUUGGCCUCACAGAUUUGUCCGUCCGUGAGAGCUUCACAACCCGUCGUCCUCAGCCCCAAGGAAGGAGAGCAAGUGCAAAUUCAAUGCAAACCAAGCAUUGGCACUUUGGUGAUGUGGUUUCGCGUGCUCGACGGCAGCACGAUGGAAUUCAUCGGAUCCUUCUCCAACAACGGGGUACUAAAGGGAGCCCUGCCCUCUAUCUUCACUCAUACGCCAGGGAAAGAUGCUAUCACCUUAAAUUCAUUCAAGUCCAGUCGAGACAGCGGCCUCUACACCUGCGGCUCUCUGAAGAACAAUCAAGUGAACUUUGGUCAGGUGACGUCUCUGGUCGGGGAGAAAAUUGUUAACAGGCCUCCUCCUACGACCGUCCCGAGCAAAAUAAAUCCUCCAGCGACGAAGGCCCGGCCGUGCACUUGCCCGACCCUUCCAAAGCAAGUGGAAACCAGCAGCCGAACCAUUUGUGAGCCGUUCAUCCUGGGCGGGCUCGCCGGAGGCUGCGGCCUUCUUCUUCUGCUCCUCAUCGUCGUCAUCGUGUACUGCAAUCACACCCGGACACGCAGAUGCCCACAUCAUUACAGGAAAAGGCCACAGAUGAAGCCUCCUGGAAACAAAUGAGGAUCCGCCGGCAUUGUUUUAUUUCUCUUCUUUUUCUCUUUUUAACUUUGUCUGUGAUUUUAUUGAAAUUAUUGUCACCAAGAAACUCAGAAAAAGAAAAGAAAUGAGCCAUUAUUUCCUUUUUUGUUUCUUUCUCUGUAAUAACUUUUGAAAAAAAUACGCAGCGUUCUUUGUUUCAUGCUCAUCCACCAACAAUAAAGCUUGUAUUUCAAUAAGCAAA